Messenger RNA from Ipomoea triloba (trilobed morning glory), 1518 nucleotides. RefSeq lists its product as uncharacterized. Gene Ontology annotation, molecular function: zinc ion binding; nucleic acid binding. The record is from RefSeq and is a predicted model, not a curated record. NCBI's taxonomy places the organism in Eukaryota, Viridiplantae, Streptophyta, Magnoliopsida, Solanales, Convolvulaceae. Bases 1 to 1518 code for a protein of 505 amino acids. The transcript is spliced from 3 exons.
AUGAGUGCUAAAGACAUCUGGGAUGUACUCAUGCUCAUAGGUGAUGGAGACGAACAAGAGAAGGAGAACAAGUUAACAAUUGCCAUGAAGAAGUUUGAAGACUUCAAACUCAAUCCAAAGGAAUCCAUAACUGACAUGGAAGCUCGAUUCAUAAAGCUACUGAUGGAGAUCAACGAUCUUGACGAGAAAAAGCUAUCACAAAAGGAGACAAAUUUGAAGAUUCUCCGUGGACUACCCAAAAGUUGGGAGAUGAAAGUAGUAGCCAUGCGUGAUCACCGAGAUCUCAAAACAACGAGAACUACUCAAAUCUUCAGUGAUCUGAAGGCUUACGAGUUUGAGAAGGAAACACUCAAUGAUGAAGAACCCGAAACAAGGAACAUAGCCUUAGUCGCAAAUCAGCAACCUUCAUCAUCAACACCAAGGAAGUUCAAAAGGUUCAUGCGAAAGAAUCAAUCCUAUGACAACUCGGACAAGACAACAAGAACGAAGUACCAAAGUCAUGACAAAGCAAGUGGAUUUAAAACUCAUGAAAAGGAAGAGAUGCAAAUGCUAUGCUACAACUGUCGAAAACCUGGACACUUCAAAGCUGAAUGUCUGUAUCCCAUUGUCAAGAAGCAUCAAGACGAGCAUAACUAUAAGAAGAAUUUGGGAAACUACAACAACUCGAAGAACGCAUUCAAUGAAGGUGAUGAGCAGUCAAACAAGAAUCAGAAGAAUGAUAGGCGAAGGAAAGCUUUAGCUGUUGAAGAAAAGUCAGGAGAUAAGAACGACGAGUCAUGCACAUCUAGCUCCAGCUCAGAGAGUGACAGUUCGGAGGAUGAGAAAGGACUACUGUGUCUCUUUAGUCAAGAGGACUCUGAUGAAGAGCUAUGCCUUAUGGCAGAAGAAGAAGAGGUAACUUCACAGAACCACUCUUCUAAUUAUAGCUCCGAAUCAACAUAUCAUGAAAACCCUAGGGAAGCAUUCGAAAGAAUGAUGAAGAGUUUUGAUGAUAUUGAGGAUUCACACUUCAAGCUCAAAGAAGAGAAUGUCAAGCUAUUGGCAGAAAGACAAGAUCUCGAGGACUUAAAGUCCAAAAAUGCCGAGAUGCUUGAAUCUAUAAGCCAGCUUGAGAAGCAAGUUCAUCUUCUUGAGGAACAGUGUAAAGAAAAAGAUAAUAGAGAGCAAAAUUUGCGUGCAGUGCUUGCGACAUUUACAAAGUCAUCCAGAUUAAUGGAUCGAAUGAACAAAAGAGGAAACAAACAGACAACUGAUCACAGAACACUCAUUGGAAACAGAAUUCCAGGAGAACUAGCGGAACUCCCAAACGGAGCACUGCCCUCCGCCACACACCUCCGCAAGAAGGACACGGAUCCCCUCAACGGAUCACUCCCCUCCGCCAACCACUACCGCUUUGCUCUUGCGGAAGACUCUAGCGGGUUACAUUAUGCCGCUAGGGUGCACCGGAAGAACAAAACCCAUACACCAUUCCCAGACUCUGCUCAGAAUGCGAAUGUUUAUUCCAGAAUACGAAAAUGA